Messenger RNA from Calypte anna (Anna's hummingbird), 1480 nucleotides. It is a transcript of the gene TCEANC, whose product is annotated as transcription elongation factor A N-terminal and central domain containing. Gene Ontology annotation, biological process: DNA-templated transcription. The transcript is spliced from 3 exons. The record is from RefSeq and is a predicted model, not a curated record. The coding region runs from base 164 to 1243 and encodes 359 amino acids. Gene Ontology annotation, cellular component: nucleus. NCBI's taxonomy places the organism in Eukaryota, Metazoa, Chordata, Aves, Apodiformes, Trochilidae.
AAUCGGGCGCUCCCGUUGCCGGGGAUGGCGGCGGCGCAGCCCGGCGGGAGGGAGGCGCCAUGUUGAGGCCCACAGCGGAGGUUGCCCAAAGCAAGAAAUCUGAUGUUUCCAGAACUGUGCUGUGCUGUAGAAAUAGCCACAUCUUUUGACAGAAGGUUUAAAAAUGUCUGACCAGAAAAAUAUUGUACACAGAGCCCAUUGUAUUGAGAAGCUACUGUCCGAGAACAAUUUCCAAGAGGUUGAGCAUCAUCUUAAAGAGCUGGAAGAUGUUGGCAUGACUGUAGGAUAUCUUCAGGGGACAGAUGUUGCCAAAGCUGUAUACCUAGUACUCAAGAACUGCCCUUCAGUAAAGGUGAAAAAGAAAGCAAAGCAGUUAUUAUCCAGGUGGAAAGCUCUUUACAAGCAUAACUGUGCUCAGUCAAUGCAAAUUAAAAAGUCAGACUCUGUGUAUGUGAAAGAAGAAAUUGAGCACCUCAGUGUGGUUCCUAGAGAGCAGUCACUGUCUGAAGGACUGUGUCAUCAGGAGGCACUAGUUGGUACUAGUCCUAAAAUUUUGGGCCCAUUGCAAACUGUUAAAAAUGUGGUGCAUGAGGCAGAAGACAGCACGAAUCAACUUUCUUCUUUGGAGGAACAGCACACUGAUAAUGAAGAUUCUAAACCUCUGGUUAGUGAAGCAAGUGUACAGCAGGAUCCGAUGAGAGCUCUGAGGUGUAAAUGCACAGAUCUUCUUUAUAAAGCUUUGACUGGUUCUGUGAAAGAUGAACAAGAAACCCCUAGGUGGCUAGAGCUAGCUAAAGAAAUUGAAGAACAUAUUUUUGCUCUUCAUGCUAAAAAUGACAAAAAGUAUAAAAACUGUGUCAGAAGUAAAAUCUCUAACCUGAAGAACCCUAGAAGUUGUCACUUAAAACAUAACCUUUUUUCAGGGACUCUGAGUCCAAAGGCUUUUGCUGAGAUGACAGUGAUGGAAAUGGCCAGCAAGGAACUGAAAGAGCUCAGGGCUCUGUACACAGACUCAUCUAUUCGGGAACAUCAGCUUCCACAAAUAAUUAAUGGCACACAGACAAACAAAAUAAAGUGUAGGCGCUGUGAAAAAUUUGACUGCAGCGUCACUAUGAUUGCCAGAGGAACUCUCUUUCUUCCAGGUUGGGUGCGGAACACGAAUCCAGAUGAACAAAUGUUGACUUACGUUAUUUGUAAUCACUGUGGGGAGCAGUGGUAUCACAGCAGAUGGAUUUGUUUCUAAUGCUCUCCUUCUUUAAUAAGUGGUUUAGAAGAAUAGGUAUGAGAAGGCAUUUCUGUUGAAACUGUAUAAUUAAAAAUUUUCUACUGUGAUUCUGUAGAUGCUGCCACUAAAAUACAAAAUCAGUUUUAAAAAUUGCUGUGUUGCUUUUGAAGAUGAAUAAAUAUCUAUUUUAAAGUAAUGUCAAUAUGUAAAGAGAAUAAAUAUAUAUUUUAAUGUCAAUAUGUAAAGAAAUAAAAG